Molecule: messenger RNA, 734 nt
Organism: Cherax quadricarinatus
Lineage: Eukaryota; Metazoa; Arthropoda; Malacostraca; Decapoda; Parastacidae
Gene: Chrac-14
Product: DNA polymerase epsilon subunit 3 Chrac-14
Biological process (GO): leading strand elongation; heterochromatin formation; DNA damage response
Cellular component (GO): CHRAC; epsilon DNA polymerase complex
Molecular function (GO): chromatin DNA binding; protein heterodimerization activity
Source: RefSeq, a predicted model, not a curated record
UACACAAAAUGCCUAUUGUUCAUUAAAAUUUGAGAUAUUUUAACAUUAUAGCUCUAUUAUGUAUUAAAUAUGAGUAAACAUUCAUUAUCUUUAUUAUAAAUGUUGGCGGGAAGUGUUUACAUCAGCUGAUCACUUCCUCUCUUUAUCUUAAAAAAUUUAUUUAAUAUGGCAGAACGACCUGAAGACCUGAAUCUGCCAAAUGCAGUAAUUACACGCAUUAUUAAAGAUACACUGCCUGAAGGUGUGGCAGUGGCUAAGGAGGCUCGAAGUGCUAUUGCUAAGGCUGCUUCAGUAUUUGUUCUUUACACCACUUCUACAGCCAACAGCUUAGCUCAGAAGAACAAAAAGAAGACAGUCAGUGCACAGGAUGUUUUUACUGCCAUGAAAGAGAUGGAAUUUGAAAAAUUUAUUGAACCAUUGCAAGAAAGCUUAGAAGUGCAUAAGAAGUCUCAGCAAAGUAAAAAGGAACAAAAAGAAGCCAAAGCUAAAGCCAAGAAAACUGAAGUGGCAGACAAGAACACAAGUUUUACCGAAGAAGGUAACACAGGGGUGACUAUAAUGGAUAUUACAGAGACUGGAAAAGAAAAUGGUGUUGAGCUACAGAAUGUAUAGGUAACAGACUGAGUAAAAAAAAAUAUGAAGUUAGAAACUAUUAAACUACAAACCUAUGCAUUUUAUUUUUAAUAUACAUUAUUUUUAUUAAUUGAUCAGUGCUAAAUAUAGGAAACUUGUAA